AUGAACGAGAACUCCUUCUAUGGUCCGAUUCCUCCAUCCAUCUUCAACAUGUCAUCCAUACAAAUAAUAACUUUAUCCAGUAAUGCUUUGUCAAGUAAGCUGCCAAUUGACAUGUGCAUGCAUAGUCUUCGUAACCUCAAAACGCUUAAAAUAUCAUUCACUAAGUUGUAUGGAGAAAUACCAUCGAGCCUGGGCCAAUGUUCAAGCCUUGAAGCGCUUUCCUUGUACAACAACAGCUUGAUUGGAGAGAUGCCAAAAGAAAUUGGAAACUUGACACAUCUCACUCAGUUAUUCCUUGGGUUCAACAGGUUAACUGGUGAUAUUCCAAAUGAGAUUUGUCAUCUUCGCAUGUUAAAUGCAUUGUGGAUGGAAUCCAACAAAUUGACUGGACCAUUACCUCGAGACAUUCAGAAUUUGACUUCUCUUCGAGAGUUAGUUCUUUACGAUAAUACUCUUACUGGUAAUAUUCCUAAAGAAAUUGGUUAUCUUAGUAAUUUAGAGACGUUAAGCAUGGCAUCCACCGGUUUUAAUGGAUCAAUUCCAAAACAAAUUGGAAACAUGACAAACCUUCUUUAUAUAUAUCUUGAAGACAAUGCAUUAAGUGGUGGUAUUCCACAAGAGAUUGGCCAGCUUCAUAAGUUACUAAAUUUGUCCAUUGAUUCUAACAAGUUGACUGGCCCAUUACCCCUGGCCUUUUUUAACAUGUCUCAUGUCCGGUUUAUUUCCUUGAGACAUAACACACUUAAUGGGACAUUGCCAAGAGAAAUUGGGAACAUGAAAUCACUCCAAGAAUUAUACCUCAUUAACAAUACUUUAACCGGUGUGAUUCCAGAUGAGAUUGGUGGCCUUGAUAAAUUAGUUGAAUUAUACAUGAAUUCCAACAAGUUUAUCGGCCAUUUGCCUCCGGUCAUAUUCAACAUGAAAUCACUUACCGAAUUAUCUCUCGACAAGAAUGAUUUGACUGGUAUCAUUCCUAGAGAGUUGUUCACUGCCAACAUUGAGAGUAUUGAUCUCUCCGGUAACCAUUUUCAAGGCACCAUACCUUCCACUGUUGAAACGUCCCUCAAGUUAACUUAUCUCAACUUGGCAAAUAACAGUCUCUCAGGCUUCAUACCUUCCACCAUUGGAAAUCUCUACUCUCUCAAAACCCUAGUGCUCCACUCCAACAACUUCAUUGGAGAGAUUCCAUCAUCCAUUUGCAAACUGAGUUCACUCCAUUUUCUUCAUCUAUCAUCCAACAGCCUGCAUGGAUCAAUUCCAAAGUGUUUGGGAGAGCUAAGUAAAUCCUUGCAAGUUCUGCAUUUGAAGGAGAACAACCUUCAUGGCCUCAUUCCACCAACAUUCCCAAAGGGUUGCGCUCUCAAGUCUCUGAACCUCAACGGCAAUAACCUAGAUGGAACACUGCCACAAACCCUAGGAAAUUGUGGGAAGCUGCAAGUUGUUGACGUCGGAAGCAAUGCGAUACAAGAUGGAUUUCCCUUCUUGAUGGAGCGUCUCGCUGAUCUCCGGGUUCUUGUUUUGAGGGAUAACAGAUUCAAUGGCAGUAUGCAUUUACCCAUUGCUAAUGGUGAGAGAACUAGUGAUGCUCCAUUUGUGAAGUUGCAAGUGUUUGAUGUAUCUCAAAAUGAAUUCAGUGGGCCCCUCCCAACUAGAUAUUUAACCACACUCCCAGCCAUGAUCAAUGCCAAGGAAGAUGUUUCAGACAUUACUAACUGGUUCAUCAAGUAUGAGGAGUCAAUGGAGUUUGUUUUGAAAGGCACAAAUCAACCACUAGUGAGAAUCUUGAAAACCUUCACCACUAUUGACAUGUCUGAGAACAAAUUCUCCGGGAAGAUUCCGGAUUCCAUAGGGAAUCUUAAUUCACUCAAGUACUUGAAUUUGUCUCACAAUAGUCUCACUGGGAAGAUUCCAUCAUCCCUUGGAAGUGUGAAAGCAUUGGAAUCACUAGACUUGUCUUCAAACCGACUGAAUGGUGAGAUUCCUCGGCAUUUAACGAUGUUGAAUUUUCUUUCUACGUUUAAUCUUUCAGUGAAUGAUCUUGUUGGAGAGAUUCCUCAGUCUGGCGGCCAGUUUCCAACAUUCGAUAACAAAUCCUUCAUUUCAAACUCGGGAUUAUGUGGACUUCCUCUAACAAAAAAAUGCAAGCAAGAUCCCAUGGCUCCUCCUCAAGAAAGUGAGGAUUCUAAUUUUGUGGAUGGAUUCAGUUGGAGACCGGUGGUUUUGGGAUAUGGAUGUGGUUUCAUAAUAGGAGCUUUGAUAGGUUGUUUCGUAAUGGAAUAUGGAAGCCCUAAAUGGUUACUAGAAAUUUUCGGUAUUCAAUAA
This is a messenger RNA of Salvia hispanica, 2322 nucleotides long. RefSeq lists its product as uncharacterized. The record is from RefSeq and is a predicted model, not a curated record. Lineage: Eukaryota; Viridiplantae; Streptophyta; Magnoliopsida; Lamiales; Lamiaceae. Gene Ontology annotation, molecular function: protein binding.